Molecule: messenger RNA, 3978 nt
Organism: Propithecus coquereli (Coquerel's sifaka)
Lineage: Eukaryota; Metazoa; Chordata; Mammalia; Primates; Indriidae
Gene: SLC12A9
Product: solute carrier family 12, member 9
Exons: 14
Coding region: 806-3553 (915 amino acids)
Biological process (GO): chloride ion homeostasis; potassium ion homeostasis; cell volume homeostasis
Cellular component (GO): membrane
Molecular function (GO): potassium:chloride symporter activity
Source: RefSeq, a predicted model, not a curated record
UGUCUUUUCCGGCCCGGCGCGCCCUCCGCCCGAGGCGGACCCCUCCGGCUCGCGGGGAUCGCCCCGGAGCGGCUGCGUCCUCCGGGUGGGUGAGUGAGCGCCCCGCGGCACCGCGCUGUGGGGUGCACCUGGCCAAGGAGGAGGAGAUCUUGGCCCCCCCGCACGCUGCUGCGGGAGCGGUGGGCAGGAGCCGGCUCGGAGGAGGAGGACGCGGGGGAUCUUGUGUUGCGCGAUGCGAGCCGGCCUGCGUUUCUGUUUUGGUGGCCGAGGGGUGUAUUUGGGCUGGUAGAGUUUGGGGGACGCCUCGUGUGGAUGAGAGGAAUCUGGGAGGCAAAGGAGGGGAGGAGGGGACUUGAGAUGGCUUGAGGGAGAGGCUCUGCCGAGGGUGAGGCUUUGGAAGAUUUGGAAGUUUCUUAAUGCCUGUGGGCAAGGUGAUUGCCUUGGGGGGACUUGGGCGGGGCAGCGCAGGACUCAGGAGGAGGGGGUGAGGAAGGCUUUCUGCCGGUAAGUUACUUCCCUUUUGGGGGGUUUGCUUCCUCUCGUACUGCUAGUUAAGGAACGAGAGGCUGGAGAAGCCUGCGCUGCCAGAAGGUCUUUGCCCCUUUCCAGAACCGGUGCCAUCCACAGUCUCAGGGACAUGUGGGAAGGGGUGGACCCCAGGAGCUGGGAGGGCCCUGACACCCAUGCAGAGGGGCUUUGGGUCCACCUUUGUGGGGCAGUGGCUGGGACCAUCUGCAGCCCCACAGGCUCUUUCGAGUUUCUGGCCUCCUAACCCAUCUGUGGCUUCCUCUGCCUGCACUCAGCCAUGGCCAGCGAGAGCUCACCUCUGCUGGCCUACCGGCUCCUGGAAGAGGAGGGGGCUGCCUUCCCUGCCAGUGGGGCCGGGGGUCCUGGAGGGGUGUCUGCUCGGAAGCUGUCCACUUUCCUGGGUGUGGUGGUGCCCACUGUCCUGUCCAUGUUCAGUAUAGUUGUCUUCCUGAGGAUUGGGUUCGUGGUGGGCCACGCUGGGCUGCUGCAGGCCUUGGCCAUGCUGCUGGUUGCCUACUUCAUCCUGGCGCUCACUGUCCUCUCUGUCUGUGCCAUCGCCACAAAUGGAGCCGUGCAGGGAGGUGGAGCCUACUUUAUGAUCAGCCGGACCCUGGGGCCUGAGGUCGGGGGCAGCAUUGGCCUCAUGUUCUACCUGGCGAACGUCUGUGGCUGUGCCGUCUCCCUGCUGGGGCUCGUGGAGGCCGUACUUGAUGACUUUGGGGCUGAUGCCACAGGGCCCAGUGGGCUCCGGGUCCUGCCCCAGGGCUACGGCUGGAGCCUGCUCUAUGGCUCCUUGCUGCUGGGCCUCGUGGGUGGGGUCUGCACACUGGGAGCUGGCCUCUAUGCCCGGGCCUCCUUCCUUACAUUCCUGCUGGUCUCUGGCUCCCUUGCCUCAGUGCUGGUCAGUUUUGUGGCUGUGGGGCCCAGGGACAUCCCCCUGCCUCCUCGGCCUGGCCCCAAUGGCUCCUCCCUGCCGCCCCGGCUUGGCCACUUCACUGGCUUCAACAGCAGCACCCUGAAGGACAACCUCGGUGCUGGCUACGCUGAGGACUACACCACGGGGGCCAUGAUGACCUUUGCCAGUGUCUUUGCCGUCCUCUUUAACGGCUGCACAGGCAUCAUGGCCGGGGCCAACAUGUCAGGGGAGCUGAAGGACCCCAGCCGGGCGAUACCCUUGGGCACGAUUGUUGCUGUUGCCUAUACUUUCUUCAUCUACAUCCUGCUUUUCUUCCUCUCCAGCUUCACCUGUGACAGGACCCUGCUGCAGGAAGACUACGGGUUCUUCCGCGCCAUCAGCCUGUGGCCGCCAUUGGUGUUGAUUGGCAUCUAUGCCACGUCGCUCUCGGCAUCCAUGAGCUCACUCAUAGGUGCCUCUCGCAUCCUUCACGCCCUGGCCCGGGAUGACCUCUUUGGAGUGAUCUUGGCACCAGCCAAAGUUGUGUCCCGAGGGGGAAACCCCUGGGGGGCUGUACUGUAUUCCUGGGGCCUAGUGCAGCUGGUGCUCCUUGCUGGGAAGCUGAACACACUGGCCGCUGUUGUCACCGUCUUCUACUUGGUGGCCUAUGCUGCAGUGGACCUGUCCUGUCUGAGCCUGGAGUGGGCCUCGGCCCCCAACUUCCGCCCCACCUUCAGCCUGUUCUCCUGGCAUACCUGCCUGCUGGGCGUGGCCUCCUGUCUGCUCAUGAUGUUUCUCAUCAGCCCUGGGGCCGCCGGCGGCUCCCUGCUCCUCAUGGGCCUGCUUUCUGCCCUGCUCACGGCUCGUGGGGGCCCCAGCAGCUGGGGCUAUGUCAGCCAGGCCUUGCUUUUCCACCAGGUGCGUAAGUACCUGCUCCGGCUGGACGUUCGGAAGGAUCACGUGAAGUUCUGGCGGCCCCAGCUGCUGCUCCUGGUGGGGAACCCCCGGGGUGCCCUGCCUCUGCUGCGGUUGGCCAACCAGCUCAAGAAGGGAGGGCUUUAUGUGCUGGGCCACGUCACCCUGGGAGACCUUGACUCCCUGCCCUCAGACCCUGUGCAGCCGCAGUACGGGGCGUGGCUGAGCCUGGUGGACCGGGCCCAAGUUAAGGCCUUUGUGGACCUGACCCUCUCGCCCUCUGUGCGCCAGGGAGCUCAGCAUCUUCUGCGAAUCUCAGGCCUGGGUGGCAUGAAGCCCAACACGCUGGUUCUGGGUUUCUACGAUGACACGCCACCACAGGACCACUUCCUGGCAGAUCCAGCUUUCUCUGAGCCUGUGGACAGCACCAGGGAGGGUGGGUCCCCAGCCUUGAGCACCCUGUUCCCUCCACCCCGGGCUCCUGGGAGUCCCCGGGCACUCAGUCCCCAGGACUACGUGGCCACUGUGGCGGAUGCCCUCAAGAUGAACAAGAAUGUGGUUCUGGCCCGAGCCUGCGGGGACUUGCCCCCUGAGCGGCUGAGCCGGGGGUCUGGGGGGACCUCUCAGUUGCAUCAUGUGGACGUGUGGCCCCUCAACCUGCUUCGGCCCCGGGGUGGGCCUGGCUACGUGGACGUCUGUGGCCUCUUCUUGCUGCAGAUGGCAACCAUCUUGGGCAUGGUGCCUGCUUGGCACAGUGCCCGGCUCCGGAUCUUCCUGUGCCUGGGGCCUAGGGAGGCCCCUGGGGCAGCCGAGGGGCGACUCCGGGCACUGCUGAGCAAACUGAGGAUCCGGGCCGAGGUGCAGGAGGUGGUGUGGGGCGAGGGGGCCGGGGCCGGGGCCCCAGAGGAGGAGGAGGAGGGGGACUUUGUGAACAGUGGGCUGGGAGACACAGAGGCAGUGGCCCUGGCACGAAGCGCCAACGCCCUGGUUCGGGCCCAGCAGGGGCGCGGCACAGGAGGAGGGCCUGGUGGGCCUGAGGCUGGCAGGGAUGACGUGGGACCUGCCACGGCCCUCACCUUCCUAUACCUGCCUCGGCCGCCUGCGGAUCCUGCCCGCUACCCCCACUACCUGGCACUGCUGGAGACUCUGAGCCAUGACCUGGGCCCCACGCUGCUCAUCCACGGUGUCACCCCUGUCACCUGCACUGAUCUCUGAGCCCCCUUCCUCCAGGGGUGGGUAGGGGGCCCAGGCUCUUGGCCCAUCCUGAUUCGUGGAGGAGGACAACGAAGAGGAAGAGGAGCAGGAGGGAAGCACCGCCUCCUGCUGGCCCUGCCCUUGGGACGUCUAGCCCCGCUGGGGUUUUAAGGGGAUCCUGGGCUUGGGCUUCUCCUUUGGUAGAGGGACCCUGGUGCACUAAUGUGGGGCGCAGUCCCCACCGAGCAGGGGAAGGAAUCCGCAGCCUCCCGGGCUGGCCUCCCUUCACUGGUGCCUUGGCGCGAGGGGCUGGGUCUCCUCCGCGACUCUAGGCUACCUCAGUCUCCCCAUCCUCGUCAGACUCACCGGCCCACGCGGGGUGGCGAAGUUUGUUAUGUUUUAUUUUUCUAACUCUGCUGACCAUGAAUAAAAGACCAAAAGACUAC